GUACAACGCACACUCUUCGCGCUCUGCAUGGUCGAAAACACGAAUGAGAUGGUUUGCGUGGAAAGGGGCAAGGAGCCGGACGGCACCGGGUGGGUGAACACGGAGCAGCCCAAAGGCCAGGUCAUCGGAAAGGAGGAGGAGGAGGAGCCUCAGGAGGAUGAGACAAAGACGCUCAUCGGCGAGGCGCCGGUCCCGAAGGUGCCUGUCAAGGAGGAGAAGGAUGCCUCGCCUCGCUUCUUGGGCGUUCAGAUGAAGUGGGUCUCCUUGGCGGCGCUCACGUUACAAACCACCGGCCAAGCGUUGCUAAUUAAGUGGGCCGAUGCACAUGGAAAGAAGGAGUACCUGCCGAGCACCGUGGUCUUCUGGACGGAAGUGGUGAAGCUCACAACGAGCGUCCUACUGGUCGUCCACGAGAGCAGUGACGCUCUCAGCGCCUUUAGCUCCAUGAAGGGGCACUUCACACAGUCGAGGGUGGAGCUGAUGAAAGCUGCUGUGCCCUCCUUGAUCUACACUUUCCAGAACAACCUGAUGUUCUACAGCCUCACAAAGUUGAGCGCACCAGUGCAGCAGGUUCUUUACCAGAUGAAGAUUGUCACCACCGCAGGCCUUGGCGUGUUAAUGCUGGGGAAGCGGCUGGGCCCUGUGAAGUGGAGUGCCUGCUUCCUCUUGGCCCUUGGCAUCAUGGUGGUGCAGGUGAGCCGGAACGCGCAGUUGUCGAAGUCGGACUUUGUACUGGACAUCCAUUUCGUCGACAGCUUGGAGGAUGACCAGAUGAAAGGAUUUGCCGCGGUGAUCCUGGCCUGCUUCACCAGCGGCUUUGCCGGCGUGUGGAUCCAGCGGAUGCUGCAGCAGACCAGCGCUUCGGUUCCUCGGGGGACGUCAGGACGAUCACGGAGGACGUCAGCAAAGCAGACUGAACCGUGUGAACCGUAGCCGUUUGCCUCCAGCCAUUUGGGCUCGAAGCAGCUUCCUCGACAGGAGGGAGCAAUGGAGAUCAUAACACUCUCAGGUGCCACUGUCACAAAGCUUCAUGAGGAGGAAUUGGCCUACAUGGCGGAGAAUGGACAUUCUGUUAGGGAUCUGAAGAAGCUCCUGGCGGAUCGAGUUGGGUUCUCAAGAUUUCGACAAAGACUCUUGAGUGAAGAGGUGGGUGAGCUACAGGAUGAUAUGCCCGUCAGACAAGCACGAAGCUUGCAGUUGGUAGUCCUGAACUUUUGUGCGCCUGAAGAGGCCGUUUGGAAGGCACUGCUCCAUGCGUGUGAGGAAAAUCAAGUAGUUCAAGUCACAAGUUUGCUUCAGAAACCACUCGAUCCCAAUGGACCUGGUGCAGAAACUGACCCCCUACUUAUGGCUGUUCCAGCAGAACGAGGUCAUUUGGAAGUGGUGCGGUUGUUGCUCGAGGCCGGAGCUGACAAGAAUGCGGCCCGGGCAGAUGGGGCAACAGCCUUGAUUCUUGCAGCAUGCAAUGGCCACUUGGAAGUGGUCCGAUUGUUGCUCGAGGCUGGAGCUGACAAGAAUGCGGCGAUGGCAGAUGGGGCAACAGCCUUGAUGCUUGCAGCUGGGAAGGGCCACUUGGAAGUGGUGCGAUUGUUGCUCGAGGCUGGAGCUGACAAGAAUGCAGCCCGGGCAGAUGGGGCAACAGCCUUGAUGCUUGCAGCUGGGAAGGGCCACUUGGAAGUGGUGCGAUUGUUGCUCGAGGCUGGAGCUGACAAGAGUGCGGCCGGGGCAGAUGGGGCAACAGCCUUGAUGCUUGCAGCUGGGAAGGGCCACUUGGAAGUGAUGCGAUUGUUGCUCGAGGCUGGAGCUGACAAGAAUGCAGCCCGGGCAGAUGGGGCAACAGCCUUGAUGCUUGUAGCUGGGAAGGGCCACUUGGAAGUGGUGCGAUUGUUGCUCGAGGCUGGAGCUGACAAGAGUGCGGCCGGGGCAGAUGGGGCAACAGCCUUGAUGCUUGCAGCUGGGAAGGGCCACUUGGAAGUGCUGCGAUUGUUGCUCGAGGCUGGAGCUGACAAGAAUGUUGCCCGGGCAGAUGGGGCGACAGCCUUGAUGCUUGCAGCUGGGAAGGGCCACUUGGAAAUGGUGCGAUUGUUGCUCGAGGCUGGAGCUGACAAGAAUGCGGCGAUGGCAGAUGGGUUAACAGCCUUGAUGAUUGCAGCUUGGAAUGGUUGCUUGAAAGUGGUGCGGUUGUUGCUCGAAAAUGGAGCUGACAAGAAUGCGGCGAUGGCAGAUGGGGCAACAGCCUUGAUGAUUGCAGCUUGGAAUGGUUACUUGAAAAUGGUGCGGUUGUUGCUCGAGGCUGGAGCUGACAAGAAUGCGGCGAUGGCAGAUGGGUUAACUGCCUUGAUGAUUGCAGCUUGGAAUGGUUACUUGAAAGUGGUGCGGUUGUUGCUCGAGGCUGGAGCUGACAAGAAUGCACGGAUGGCAGAUGGGGCAACAGUCUUGACAUAUGCGGCUCGAUAUGGCUUCUCAGGUGGGGCAACAGCCUUGAUGCUUGCAGCUGGAAAUGACCUCUUGAAAAUCUUGGAAGUGGUGGUGCUUUUGUUCCUCGAGGCUGCGGCCCGGGCAGAUGAGGCAACAGUAUUGACGGAAGGAGCUCGAUUUGGCUUCGCAGAUGGGGCAACAGCCUUGAUGCUUGCAGCUGGGAAGGGCCACUUGGAAGUGGUGCGGUUGUUGCUCGAGGCUGGAGCUGACAAGAAUGCGGGCCCGGCAGGUUGGGAGAACUGCCUUGAUGCUUGCAGC
Molecule: messenger RNA, 2736 nt
Organism: Durusdinium trenchii
Lineage: Eukaryota; Dinophyceae; Suessiales; Symbiodiniaceae
Source: the annotation of a GenBank genome assembly